AUGGCAUCCAUGACCGGCCAACAAGACCUAGGCACAGGCGACCAAGCACCAGCACAGAACCAGACUGGCGAGUCUACAGGUGGUCGUCAGCGGGUUGCAGAGACAGAAUCGAAUCAGAAAUCGUCAGUGUCCACAGGUGGUAGUGGUAGUGAAGGCAAAGAGGAAAAGAAAACCGGAAGUCAGCUGGAUAAUCUGGAUGGUGAAGCUGGUGAGACGGGGGGAAGUAUUGAUAAGAGUUUUGUGCAGGGUGUGAAGGAUAGUGUGAAGAAGUGA
This is a messenger RNA of Lithohypha guttulata, 273 nucleotides long. RefSeq lists its product as uncharacterized. The record is from RefSeq and is a predicted model, not a curated record. The transcript has 2 exons. NCBI's taxonomy places the organism in Eukaryota, Fungi, Ascomycota, Eurotiomycetes, Chaetothyriales, Trichomeriaceae. The coding region runs from base 1 to 273 and encodes 90 amino acids.